GGGGUGACGGAGCAGCUUCGCUACGGUGGUGUUUUGCAAGUGGUGCAAGUGAGUCCGAAUCCUGGUGAUGGUCACUGGUCAACAGUGACAUGUCGUGCUGACCCCUCAGGUCGUGCUGGCUAUCCAGUACGCAUCAAUCAUCAGGAAUGUUGGGAUGACUACAAAGUCAUUGGUGCCAGCAAGGUGGUGAACGAACUCAGGCACAUUCAGGCUCAGAAGCUGCUGGAUCAUUUGGAUACCGAAUUGAACAUCCCCAAACCAAAGCGCCACGCCCAGAUGUGGCAUGGGCAAUCCUGGGCAGUCGGCAAAACUUUGGUUUUCUUCAAGCUUCCAGCAUACGUACUUUGCUUGAAAUUUGUACGGUCAGAGAGAGGAAGAGCCACCCGAGAGACAAAUGUUUUGUUGCUCUCCCAAGCGGUCAUUGGCCUCAAUGAGGUGCUUGACGCAGUGCAAGAAUUCCACAAGCUUUGGUUUCCCGAUUUGGAACAGCCAGACGGCAUCCAAAGCUUCUGGUUUGGGGCUCGGCGCCCUCGUGAUCGAAAACUCUUCAAGGUCUUGAACGCCCCGCUGCGUGCCGCCGAGCAGCUCUUGCGGGAUUCACCACCACCGACGAUGCUGACCAUGGAGCAGCAGCUGCGGCUGGCGGUGUUCUUGGACCAACAGUCGAGGAACGAGCGUGCCGGCGGAGAAACACCCGAGGUCGAAGAACUGAUCCGAUGCUGCUCCAGCCUUGCGCGAACGCUGGCAGAUCAGAUCCUCGGAUCGUGUAAAACCUGUGAGGCCAUCUUGGAAAGCACGGGUGCAUCACACGCGCAGUUUUGCUUCUUCACGCUGGUUCUUCGGCAUACCCAAAAGCUGGAAGAUGUGGUAGUGGCUCAAAAUUUGCUUCAAGAACUGCAGGCAUUGUCUGACACCGACUUGGUGAAGGCUUUUCUGAAGUAUAAUUCUGAGGCACUUCUGCGUUUACAGUCUUGCGCGUAUGUGGAGGAGGCAAUUCACCAGCACUUCCCAGAACAACUUCGCUCCAGUCAAAAACCGAUGUUUGAUCGGUGUUUGGCUCCAAGGUGCUUGGGUGAUGAUUUUGCGUCGCGAUGCUUGUCUUGGCUCCACGUGGGGUGGCGUGCUUGGGCCAGCCAUCUCAUGGUGCAGGAGCUGCAACAGAGCCUUGAUCGACAAGGCUUGCUGAAUUCAUCCGCACAUGUGUUACUCUCUUAUUCUGGAGGGGUUGAUAGCACAGCCCAUCUUCUUCUCCUGAGGGCACUUCGUGAGUGCUGUCCCGAUGCCCCAAGCAUCUCUUGCUUACUCUUGUCGUAUCCAAAUCGUGAGGCGGAUGAAGUAGAAGCGGAGAAGCAGUGGGCUUCCUGGAUUUGUCACCAGCUUGGAGUUGAUCUUUUUGUUUACGAGGUGCGCCUUGCCCGUCCUCACCUGGAUGCAGGGGACGGAGUCUUUGGGGUGACGAGGGAGGAAUAUGAACGCUGGACCAAGGAGAUCCGUUUUCGGAUGUACCGAUGCCUCCUUGCCCCUCACCAAGGGCGAAAGGCCGUGAUUCUGGGUCACCACCAAGAUGACGUGGAUGAAAAUCGCCUGGAUCACUUGAUGAAGGGACAUGUCUUGGGUGAUGUGGAGGGCAUGUGGGCCUGGCGCGAGAUUCACGAGGUCCAACUCUUCCGUCCCCUGCUCCAUCGCCGCAAGGCCGACUUCAUCGCCCUUUUGGAGGAGUUCCCCACGCCGCACCUGCGGGACUCCACGCCGGGCUGGUCGGUCCGGGGCUCCACCCGAGCGGCUUUGGAUUCCUUGCCGUCGGAGACGCGAGGACGGCUGGUCUUCGCCUUGAAGGAUUUUGGGUCUUUGAGUCGUGAGGUGGGUCAGGAGCUGGACAUGGCCAUAGAGCUUUGGGCUCAAAGCUGCACCCAUCAGCUACAGCUGCCACGUGGAGCCACUGGUAUCGCUUUGGACCUCAAGGCACUUUGGGCUUUGCGAGUGGGUGAGCGGCUGGCGGAGGUCAAAGAACUGAUUGCAACGAUCCGUGAGAUUUGGAACCCUUUGGUGACCUCGAACGCUUUGAGCGUGAUUCCCGAGAACUUCUCCGACAUCCCCUGCUUGCUUUUCGAGAAGGGCUUUUUCGCUGCGGCUGAGAGCUUGGUCUCUAAGCGUCCGGACCAUUACCAUUCAUCGCACGGGUCGUCGGUCAAUCGAAAGGCAGUGCGACAUUUGUAUGAAAACAUCAGGGCCUGCCUAAAGCCCCACUUUGCGGGUGGCCUCACUCAAGAGCUGGGGUAUCUACAUGUCACAGAUUGCCAAGUGCUAGUGCUCUAUGACGCUUCGGCGCAUCCGGAUGUGGAUUUCAAGACGAUGCGAACCUCCAUCGUGGCCAGCGUUUGCGCCAGCAUGUCCUCCGCGAGCAAAAAGGAAGACUCUUCGCCUCGCGGUUUCGGCAUGCUGAAGGAAAGCAGACUCCAAUUUACUCCAAUUAGCCAACUGAUGACGCUACUAGUAACAUCUAGUAACAAGGGCAUCUUACUAGUAGCUAGAAGCCGACUGAAGCUGACUGAAGCUGACUGCCGGAAAAUGGUGGCUCUCUGUGAUGGGCUCUCCAGGCCUUGA
Durusdinium trenchii is the source of this 2604-nucleotide messenger RNA. Lineage: Eukaryota; Dinophyceae; Suessiales; Symbiodiniaceae. The record is from the annotation of a GenBank genome assembly.